This is a messenger RNA of Colletotrichum siamense, 795 nucleotides long. RefSeq lists its product as uncharacterized. The transcript has 2 exons. The coding region runs from base 1 to 795 and encodes 264 amino acids. The record is from RefSeq and is a predicted model, not a curated record. Lineage: Eukaryota; Fungi; Ascomycota; Sordariomycetes; Glomerellales; Glomerellaceae.
AUGCGCGUGUCUGCCACUACAAUCCUCGCCCUGCCGCUCCUCGCGGCCGCGGCUGAGUCGCCAUUUGAGCAGUACAAGGCCCAGUUCCAGAACUUCCUCAGCUCCUUCGGUGCCUCUGCGCCCAGCGCGACCAAGCAGGACACACCCGAGGCUGCGGCUCCCGACGCCGUCGCAAAGUCCGUCUCAGUUCUGACUGUUGACAACUGGAAGGAUGUCCUCUACGCGCCCGUCAAGGCCGAGGCCACAACACCUGAGGAGUGGUGGGUUCUGAUCACUGGUCGCAACAAGACCUGCUUCGGUCACUGCGAUAAGAUCGAGACUGCCUUCAACGAGUCCGCGUCCAAGUUCGCCAAGCUGCCCGAGUCACCCCACCUGGGUCUCCUGAACUGCGACGACGAGCCCGUUCUCUGCAACGCCUUCUCCGCCAGCUCUGCCUCCAUCUGGUCUAUCGGCAUGUUGCCCCCCGGAGCGCAGGUCGAUAUCUGGAGGAAGCGUCUCAACGUUACGACCACCACGUCUGACGACAUCAUUGACCUGUGGAAGAAGGGCAACAAGGAGGACUGGAUUCUGACCGAGAACAUCUUCCACCCCUUCAACAGCUGGGUCGCCCAGAACAACCUGUCUAUCCCCGUCGGCUACUUCUUCUGGGCCUUCAACCUGAUCCCCAACUGGCUCUUCAUGCUCCUCGUCUCCUUCGGUAGCCGCACCCUUAUGAACCGCCGCAUGAACAACACCCUCGACGGCCGCCAGGCUGCCGCCGGUGGCGCCGCCCCUGCUGCCGGUGCUGCACGAUAA